AGUGUGUGAAAGGUUGCUUUCAUGUCAUCUGGUACUCCAUCCGAUGUCCCGGCUCAGACGCCGGCUAGGAAUAUUCUGGAGAUGUCCAAUCAGAUAGAUGCGAGGAUGGGCAGGAGUCCUGGGAGUAGCAUGGGAGUUGGCAGCGUCUUCAGAAGCUUCCGUAGUGAUAUCGGUGACCUCCGUUUCACCAUCGACUUUGAUGAGGAAGCCUCUGGGUCGGGAGAUGCCCAAAUGCGAGAUGGUAACAGUGCUGCCGCUGCCGGCGCCGGCGCCGGCGGCGAGCCAGAGAGGAUUUUCGGCAGUAGCAUACCACUCGACGAGGCUAGGACACUGUUCAUGAGGUUCCUGGACGAGUUCGACAAGGGGGGAGAAGACGGUAGAGGCAAAUACGGCAGGGAGCUGUUACGUUACAGUGAGAAUAAGCAACAAGUAUUCCCUGUUGAUGCACAAGAUCUCCAUCGGUUCUCACCGGAUUUGUACUCGGAUUUGAUAGCGGCUCCGAUGGAUAUUAUCCCGAUCAUGGACGCAUGUCUAUACAAUCACAUAGUUCGGAACACUCCCGGUAUCAAUGCUGCGGCUGCAGUUGUACAAGUGCAAAUCUACAAUCUCCAUGACAAGGACAAGAGGACUAUGAGGGAUUUCGAUCCGUCGGAUAUCGAGCAUUUGGUUGCUCUGAAGGGUAUUGUUAUUCGUACAUCGGUGUUGAUACCGGAUAUGCAAGUUGGCGCAUUCCGCUGUACCACUGAGGGUUGUGGACACCAUGUGAGUGUUAAUCUUGAGAAAGGUCGUAUUGAUGAGCCGACGACCUGUCCUAAGUGUCAUCAGAAGCAGUCGUUCGAACUGGAACAUAAUCAAUGCGUGUUCACUGAUAAACAGUUGAUUAAGCUGCAGGAGUCCCCGGAGAACAUACCGGAGGGAGAGACACCUCAUACGGUUAUGAUAUAUGCAUACGACUCGAUGUUCGACACUGUUAAGCCAGGAGAUCGUGUGGAAGUAACCGGCAUAUACAAGGCAUCACCCCAACGUGUCAUACUGCAGCAGAGGCUUACCAAGAGCGUGCUCAUGUCUUAUAUCGAUGCUAUCCACAUUGAGACGAUGGGUGCCUCUGUUGGUGAUGCACCUGCUGUAGGGGAUCUUAGUGAUGCCGAGAUGGAAGAGGAACUACGCAAGCUGGCAGCUGAUCCUAACAUUGUUACUAAUCUCAUCAAGAGCUUCGCUCCGUCUAUCUGGGAGAAUGAAGAUGUGAAGAAGGGUCUAUUGUGCCAAUUGUUCGGUGGAACCGAUAAGUCAACGGCCGGUGAUACCGAGGCUGAAGAUCGUGGAUCCUUUCGGAGUGAGCUCAAUGUCCUAUUGAUUGGUGAUCCCUCCACAGCUAAGUCCCAGUUGCUGCAGUAUGUUCAUAACAUAGCUCCUCGAGGAGUCUUCACGAGUGGCAAGGGCUCCUCAGCCGUUGGUCUUACAGCUUAUAUUAGUAAGGAUCCGGAUACUAAAGAAUUGGUUCUCGAAUCUGGUGCAUUGGUCUUGAGCGAUAAGGGCAUCUGCUGUAUUGACGAGUUCGAUAAGAUGGAUGAUCAUGCAAGAGCAAUUCUCCAUGAGGUUAUGGAACAGCAGACCGUGUCGGUGGCGAAGGCAGGCAUAAUUUGUAGCCUCAAUGCCAGGACCGCUAUAUGCGCCGCAGCUAAUCCCAUUGAAUCUCGCUAUGAUCCGAGGCGCUCAGUGGUUGAUAAUAUCAAUUUGAACCCGACCCUCCUCAGUAGAUUUGACCUCAUCUACUUAAUUCUUGAUCUCGGGACCGAGCGUAGCGACCGAACGUUGGCAAGCCAUAUUGUCAAGCUUUUCUCCAAGUUGGAUGACGCCUCGGGGGCAGCAGCUGAGAAGCCACCGAUAGACAAGGGCACUCUGGCCAGGUACAUCGCCUUUGGACGCUCCUUGAAGCCUCGCCUUACUGAUGCUGCAGUGGAGAUCCUCACUGAUGGGUACUUGAAGCUUAGGCAUGCUAACACUAGUGGGGCUGUGGGCAAAACCAUCAGUGCGACUCCUCGGCAGUUGGAGUCGCUUAUCAGACUUUCUGAAGCUCUGGCGAAGAUGGAGUUCCGUGAAGAGGUUACCGGGGAUGAUGUGCUAGAAGCCAUUCGUUUGAUGAAGGAGGCUCUAUUAUCAGCCUGUACUGAUCCCGUUACUGGGGUUAUUGAUAUGUCAAUGCUUGCGACCGGUAUGAGUGAGAGUCGUCGUCAGGAAAGGGAAGCGGCUAUUCAAACGAUCAAGGAGUUGUUGCAGGCCUCGCCCACUGGGUCGCUCAAAUACGAUAUACUACGACAGAAGGUAUUCGAGCAGUUGGUAAGCUCGAUGCAACACCAUGAUGAGGGAGGUGGACAUCAUGAAGGAACGGCUGAUGCCUUGGACCUGCAUGACGUUGGCAAGCUCAUUGAUAAUCUGGUUCAAAACGGUACUCUGGCUCGUAUCGGAAGGGGACCAACAGCUACGUGUCGUCUCCUCGAAUUCGAUAUGUAAUCAUCAAAUAUCAUCCUAUAAUGCACGUCACCAUACUCCUAU
Perkinsus marinus ATCC 50983 is the source of this 2553-nucleotide messenger RNA. RefSeq names its product DNA replication licensing factor, putative. Lineage: Eukaryota; Perkinsozoa; Perkinsida; Perkinsidae. Bases 22 to 2511 code for a protein of 829 amino acids. Gene Ontology annotation, molecular function: ATP binding; single-stranded DNA binding; single-stranded DNA helicase activity. Gene Ontology annotation, biological process: DNA strand elongation involved in DNA replication; double-strand break repair via break-induced replication; DNA replication. The transcript has 27 exons. The record is from RefSeq and is a predicted model, not a curated record. Gene Ontology annotation, cellular component: nucleus; MCM complex.